Molecule: messenger RNA, 1650 nt
Organism: Closterium sp. Yama58-4
Lineage: Eukaryota; Viridiplantae; Streptophyta; Zygnematophyceae; Desmidiales; Closteriaceae
Source: the annotation of a GenBank genome assembly
AUGGUCUCUCCCCAUCCCUCCAACGCCACCCUCCCCCUUCCCCCCGCCCUGCCCUCUUUGCCGAGUUGGACAAGGACGGGGGCGGCAGGUGAAGCUGGAGGACCUGGUAAGAGCGCUAAAGCGCCGGCGCCUGCCAUUCUCCAACCGCCCUCCCUAGAUUAUUCUCGCCAACGCCUCUUCCUUAUUCCCGCAUCAGGUCGUCGCCUCUUUGCCGAGUUGGACAAGGAUGGGGACGGGCAGGUGAAGCUGGAGGACCUCGAAAGAGCACUCAAGCGGCGGCGCCUGCCGGCAGCGCACGCCCACCCGCUGCUCCGACGUCGUCGCCUGUUUGCCGAGUUGGACAAGGAUGGGGACGGGCAAGUCAAAUUGGAGGACCUCGAAAGGGCGUUGAAGCGCCGGCGCCUGCCAGCAGCGCACGCCCGCCCGCUGCUCAGACGCCUCCGGCGCCACUGGCUGGCGUCGUCCUUUGGGUGGGAGGAGUUCCAGUCGUUCAUGGAGGCCAAAGAGCCGGCGAUGCUGAGAGCCUUCACUUCCUUAUGCGUGGGCUCCUCUGGGACACUGCAGAAAGGGCAGGUGUUUGCUUCACUGGAAAAAGCCGGCCUACCAGCCACGGAGAGCAACGUGCGGGCCAUGAUGCGAUUCCUAGACGCGGACGAGUCAGGGCACGUGACCUAUGGAGACUUUCGGAACUUUCUGCUGCUGCUGCCGCCCGAACGGCUGCAGGGGAGCGACCCCAGCAUGGUGUGGUACGAUGCAGCCACCAUGGUCCCAAUGGCGCCGCCCGCUGCCACGUCAGCGCCAGCUGGCAGCGUGAUCAAGUCUGCGCUGGCGGGCGGGCUGGCCUCGGGAUUGUCGACGUGCCUCAUGCACCCCUUGGAUACCAUCAAGACCCGCGUGCAAGCGUCCUCUGCAUCCCUGACUGAAGUCAUCAAGUCAGUGCCGUCCAUCGGCAUACAGGGAUUGUAUCGGGGAGCCCCGCCAGCCAUCCUUGGACAGUUUGCAAGCCAUGGGUUGCGCACGGGCGCAUAUGAAGCUUCCAAGAUGCUUCUCACCAGCAUGCUGCCGAACCUCACAGAGUACCAGGUCCAACCAGUGGCCUCUCUGUGCUCCACUGUGUUGGGCACAGCACUCCGCAUUCCCUGUGAGGUGCUGAAGCAGCAGCUGCAGGCGGGGCUGUACAGCAGCACGGGGGCAGCACUCAAGGCGACGCUCAAGGAGGGCGGGGUGAAGGGGCUGUUCCGAGGGACCACCGCCACGCUGUGCCGUGAAGUGCCCUUCUAUGUGUUUGGCAUGCUCAUAUACCUGCAAUUCAAGCGGGUUACUCGCCAUGUGCUCCGCAGGGAGCUCGCCCCCUGGGAAACCCUCCUGCUGGGCGGCUUUUCGGGCGGCAUGGCAGCGAUUGCCAUCACGCCAUUCGACGUCAUCAAGACGCGCAUGAUGACGUCGCCGCCCGGGGCGGCAGCGGCCGGCAUGCUGACAGUUGGCGCGAAUCUAUUGGUCACGGAGGGGGUCGGGGCGCUGUACAAGGGCUGGCUGCCGCGGUUCUUCUGGAUUGCACCACUUGGAGCGAUGAACUUUGCUGGGUAUGAACUGGCAAAACAGGCGAUAGAUGAUGUGGGGGAGGAGGGGGAGGUGGGGAAAGAGGCGUAG